AUGGCCGAUGAAAGCCCCCCGCUGUCAAGCAGCAUCCUCUGGCAAAACGAUAACAAAUCAGUGGUUCUGCUCGACUUGCCGCGGUCCAUCGAAGAGGCCCAGGUCCUCCCAAGUCAGCUGACCGCCAUCAGCAGGCUGCCCACCGCAUCUGCCAAGGACAACCCGGAUCUGGACAACCCGGAUCUGGACAACCCCGGACGACAACGCAAACUCCGCCGAUUGAUCUCGGCGCCACCCCCGACAUGUCCGUUCCCGACACCGGAACCCAAGGCGGGGCGGUUUUCCGAACCGCCUGUCGCAUCGCCCUCGGCGCAAGUGGCCGAGCUGAUGACUCAAGCGACGGUCGAGUCGGCGCUGGAUGAGAUCAAGCAGUCGUCGUAUAGUGGACCGUGGUGUUUACCACGGGUGUAUGCCAAGAACCCGCCCACCCCAUCCUCAGUGGUCCCGGACGACCCUCCUACAAAGGAAAAAGAGACAUCGUACCAUCUCCCCGAAAACGCCCACGCCCUCCCCGGCACCAUAACCUCCCAACGCACCACCUUCCUCAAAACCACCCGCCCCAACCAAUUCCACCUCAUCCUCCUCGACCCGCCCUGGCCCAACCGUUCCGCCAAGCGCAAGCGCGCCUACCGCACCGCUCCCUUCUCUUCUUCUUCUCCCCUUUCCUCCCUUCCCUCCUCUCACUUGCAUACCCCGCCGUCGUCUCCUACUCCCGCCGAAGAGUCCUCCCCCAUCGAAAUAUCAACCCUCCUCCACCAAAUCCCCAUCGCCUCGCGUCUCGCGCCGGGCGGGUUAGUCGCCGUGUGGGUGACCAAUGCUGCGCGGACGGCUGAGCUGUUGACUCAGGGGGGCCAUGGUGGUGUGUUUGCUGCGUGGGGCGUGGAAGUGGUGGGGGAGUGGAUUUGGUUGAAGGUUACGGCGGGGGGUGAGCCGGUGGUAGGGGUUGAUUCGGAGUGGAGGAAGCCUUGGGAGAGGUUGAUUAUUGCGAGGAGGAAGGGGGAAGUGACCGGGAGUAGUAGUGGUGUUGCUGGUGAUGGGCCGGUGCCUGGGAAGGUGAUUGUUUCGGUGCCGGAUGUGCACUCGCGUAAGCCGAAUUUGAGAGGGUUGUUUGAGGAGCUUUUGCCGGAGCGGUAUGAGGCGCUUGAGGUGUUUGCGCGGAAUUUGACGGCUGGGUGGUGGGCUUGGGGGGACGAGGCUUUGCUGUUUCAGAGGAGGGAGUGCUGGGAAGAUGAAGAGGGGGGCGAGUGA
Molecule: messenger RNA, 1248 nt
Organism: Dichotomopilus funicola
Lineage: Eukaryota; Fungi; Ascomycota; Sordariomycetes; Sordariales; Chaetomiaceae
Product: MT-A70-domain-containing protein
Exons: 2
Coding region: 1-1248 (415 amino acids)
Biological process (GO): methylation
Cellular component (GO): nucleus
Molecular function (GO): methyltransferase activity; nucleic acid binding
Source: RefSeq, a predicted model, not a curated record